Molecule: messenger RNA, 4231 nt
Organism: Erinaceus europaeus (western European hedgehog)
Lineage: Eukaryota; Metazoa; Chordata; Mammalia; Eulipotyphla; Erinaceidae
Gene: MYORG
Product: myogenesis regulating glycosidase (putative)
Exons: 2
Coding region: 216-2366 (716 amino acids)
Biological process (GO): carbohydrate metabolic process; skeletal muscle fiber development
Molecular function (GO): hydrolase activity, hydrolyzing O-glycosyl compounds
Source: RefSeq, a predicted model, not a curated record
CGCGGACAUGCGGGUGAGCCACGCCUCAUCAGGGACAGAGCAGUAGGAGGAGGGCGGAGCCCCGAGGAGGCUGGCGGGCCCGGGAGUCUGGAGCUGAGCCCAGUGGCCGGAGAAAGGCGGGGCCUCAAGACCACGUGCCACUACCCAGGCAGGCCAAGUUCUAAUGGGUUUUGUCUGGUGGUCCCACUGCCUAGCCCUUCUUUAACUGGACACGAAUGCCCCAGGACCCUCAGGAGAACAGCCACAUCCAUCCCCGCCGCCGUGGCCGCCCCAAGAGCCACACAGACCAUCAGAUCCCAGAGGCCAUCCCAGCAGCAGCCAUGUACACCUUUCUGCCUGACAACUUUUCUCCUGCCAAGCCCAAGCCGUCCAAAGAGUUGAAGCCACUGCUGCUCUCCGCGCUGCUGGGGCUGCUGCUGGUGCUGUCGGCGGUGGUGGCCUGGUGCUACUACAGCGCCUCCCUGCGCAAGGCGGAGCGUCUGCGCGCGGAGCUGCUGGACCUCAACAGCGGCGGCUUCUCCAUCCGCAACCAGAAGGGCGAGCAGGUCUUCCGCCUGGCCUUCCGCUCGGGGGCGCUGGACCUCGACUCCUGCAGCCGCGAGGGCGCCCGGCUCCACUGCUCUCGCACGGCGGACGCGCGCCCCCUGCACUUCUUCAUCCAGACGGUGCGGCCCAAGGACACGGUCAUGUGCUACCGCGUGCGCUGGGAGGAGGAGAGCCCGGGGUGCACGGUGGAGCACGCCAUGUUCCUGGGCGACGCCGGCGCGCACUGGUACGGAGGCGCGGAGAUGAGGACGCAGCACUGGCCCAUCCGCCUGGACGGCCAGCAGGAGCCGCAGCCCUUCAUCACCAGCGACGUCUACUCCUCCGACUCCGCCUUUGGAGGCAUCCUGGAGCGCUACUGGCUGUCGUCGCGGGCCGCGGCCAUCAAGGUCAAUGACUCGGUGCCCUUCCACCUGGGCUGGAACGGCACGGAGCGCUCGCUGCGGCUGCAGGCGCGCUACCACCGCACGCCCUACAAGCCUCCCGCCGGCCGCUCGGCGGCGCCAGAGCUCAGCUACCGCGUGUGCGUCGGCUCGGACGUCACCUCCAUCCACAAGUACAUGGUCCGACGCUAUUUCAACAAGCCGUCCAGGGUGCCCGCCCCGGAGACCUUCCGGGACCCCAUCUGGUCCACGUGGGUGCUGUACGGGCGCGCCGUGGACCAGGACAAGGUGCUGCGUUUCGCCCAGCAGAUCCGCCAGCACCGCUUCAACAGCAGCCACCUGGAGAUCGACGACAUGUACACGGCCGCCUACGGCGACUUCGACUUCGACGAGGUCAAGUUUCCCAACGCCAGCAACAUGUUCGGCCGCCUGCGCGAAGCCGGCUUCAGCGUGACGCUCUGGGUGCACCCCUUCGUCAACUACAACUCCUCGCGCUUCGGGGAGGGCGUGGAGCGGGAGCUGUUCGUGCGGGAGCCCAGCGGGCGGCUGCCCGCGCUGGUGCGCUGGUGGAAUGGCAUCGGCGCCGUGCUCGACUUCACGCGCCCCGAGGCCCGCGACUGGUUCUCCGGGCACCUGCGGCAGCUGCGCUCCCGCUACGGCGUGGCCUCCUUCAAGUUCGACGCCGGCGAGGUCAGCUAUCUGCCCCGCGACUUCAGCACCUACCGGCCGCUGCCCGACCCCAGCGUGUGGAGCCGGCGCUACACCGAGAUGGCGCUGCCCUUCUUCUCCAUGGCCGAGGUCCGCGUGGGCUACCAGUCCCAGAACAUCUCCUGCUUCUUCCGCCUGAUCGACCGCGACUCGCUGUGGGGCUACGAUCUCGGCCUGCGCUCCGUCAUCCCGGCCGUGCUCACCAUCAGCAUGCUGGGCUACCCCUUCAUCCUGCCCGACGUGGUGGGGGGCAACGCGGUGGCCGAGCGCACGGCGGGCGGCGGCGCGGUGCCGGAGCGCGAGCUCUACGUGCGCUGGCUGGAGGUGGCCGCCUUCAUGCCGGCCAUGCAGUUCUCCGUGCCCCCCUGGCAGUACGACGCCGAGGUGGUGGCCAUCGCGCGCAAGUUCGCGGAGCUCAGGGCCUCGCUGGUGGCGCCGCUGCUGCUGGAGCUGGCUGGGGAGGUCACCGACACCGGCGACCCCAUCGUGCGCCCGCUCUGGUGGAUCGCGCCCGGGGACGAGACCGCGCACCGCACGGACUCGCAGUUCCUCAUCGGGGACACGCUGCUGGUGGCGCCCGUGCUGGAGCCCGGCAAGCAGGAACGUGAUGUCUACCUGCCCGCCGGCAAGUGGCGCAGCUAUAAGGGCGAGCUCUUUGACAAGACGCCAGUGCUGCUCACUGAUUACCCCGUGGACCUGGACGAGGUGGCCUACUUUAUCUGGGUAUCCUGACCCUGCCCGGGACCCAGGAACCCCACAGUGCUAACCUCAGCCCUUAUGCAGUCCAUCACUAGCACACUGUGUCUCCCCAGAAAGUACCCCCACCUCUACACCCACCCUCAAAGUGGGUGCUGGCUUAAGUGUGCUCUGUAGGGCCAGGGGUGGGGGUGGGAGGCGCUGGAGUGACUUUCCACUUUAAGUCACAAUCCUGGCAGCCCAGUGUUGGCUUCAUUCUCAUCUUAGGGGUGAUGGAGAGAAAGAGAGCACUCAAGGUGGGAAUGGUUAGCUCUCUGCCGGAUACUGGCUGUUAAGCUUUUAAAAGCACACAGGGAGAAACCUUUGUGGUGGCUUGCAUGGUCCUUCUGAGGUGAGACAGUCCUUUUACUGUUCCCCUAAUAGCUUCCUGACACUUAGAAAAGGAAUAUUCUUGGUGUUGAAAGCCAAAGCCAGGAUUCCCAGUACUGGCCUAAACUGUACCUGACUUGGUCCCACCUCAUCUGGCAAGAAGUGCUUGGCUAACUGACAAGGAGGCAGGAAGGUCCCUCUUAGAGAAUAGAAGACUGGGCUUAGCAUGGAACCAUCAUCAUUGUCCCUCAUUUGUGAAGAAAUUUUUUUUGUUUUUUUGCCUCCAGGGCUAUUGCUGGAGCUGGGUGCCAGUGCCUGCACUAUGAAUACACUGCUCCUGGAGGCCAUUUUCCCCAUUUUUGUUGCCAUUGUUGUCAUUGCAGUUUGAUAGGAUAGAGAGAAAUGGAGAGAGGAGGGGAAGACAGAGAGGGAGAAAGAAAGAUAGACAUCUGCAGACCUGUUUAACUGCUUGCGAAGGACCCCUCUGCAGGUGGGGAGGGGGGGGUGCGGGGGACGACUCUAACUGGGAUCCUUACUCCAGUCUUUGCACUUUACCCCAUGUGCACUUAACCCGUUGCACUACUGCCUGGCCCCCUGUGAAGAGUCUUCUAACACUGCACUGACUCAUCUGUAUAUAUGCAUGGACUCCACCUUGUCCCAGGGCCAUAGCCUAGUGGGCAAGAACUUAAGGACUUUUACAACCACAUAGGCAAGAAUUGGUGCCUUAAGAACCUGUGGGGCGGGGGUGGAAGAGUGCAGGCCUAGUGUCUGUGGAUCUAUGGAAUGAACACAUUCCUGAGGCUUGAGAAACUUGGAAGGAGGGGCUUAGGGUUUUUCUUAUUGUUAAGGUUUUGAUUACUGAGCCACUAUCUCCCAGAUGACCUCCCCAGGACUCUGAGUGUUCCUGGUAGGAAAUCAACAACUCUUUUAAGAUUUCUCAGCUGCCUCCUCCACGCACAUAUGGCAGGGGUGUUGCCUAAAAGAGGAUGCUGUUCUUAUUCUGGUAGUGGAUCGCUUUAGCACAUGGACUGCACGUACACAUUAGUAACCUGCAAAUGCACACCAAGAGCAAGGCCUUCCAGUUUAGUUAUUUUUCUUUUCAUCCUGAGUCAGGAUGGAUUUUUCCUGACUUUGCAGCUGAAUCUGAGGAAGGAGUGGUUUGUCUAAGGAGAGGUGGGGGAGAGGAGGUGGGAAACAGGGCUCACCCACCCUUAACAGCUUGGACAAUAGUCCGUCUCUUAGCCCUUAGACAAUGCAUCCCUAUGUCUGUUCCUCUACCCCUCUACUUACUCAGUUUGAAGAAUUCCUGGUGAAGUUCUGGGGCUCUCACAGUCCUCUUUUGAACACUAAAUCCCCCACUCUUCUGCAAGCUGUGUGUAAGUUGCUUAACUUUGAUAAGUCUCCGUGUCCGUAUAGGUGGAUGGGGAUAAAAAUGCCUACCUCCCAGGUUGUUGUGGGAAUUAUAAGCACAGAUUAUAUUAAAGUGCCUGGCACAAGUAGGUGCUCAAUAAAAAUCAGCUAUGAUAAUACUA